AUGUACCAGGAGGUCGCCUUCGCCGUCGCCUCCGUGGAGGCCAUCAACAAGGAGGUCGCCUUCGCCGUCGCCUUCGCCGUCGCCUCCGCGGAGGCCGUCUACGAGGAGGUCGCAGUCUCCUCCAUCCAAGAAGUUGCAGUCUGCUCCCUCCGUGAGAUCGGCAUCUCCUCCGUCCAGCAGGAGGAAAUAAGCGCCAAAAACUCUAGCAAUUCCCAGCAUCGGCAGACAAUACAUCUUACAGGACCAAAACCUUAUUCACAAGUUAGUUAUGAGCAGAGAAACCUAGAGACUGGUGAAGAGCCAGAUGGUUUGACAUUUUGGAGCAGUACACGCACCAAGGAGGGUCGAUGGUCUUCUGAUGCUGCUAAGGAAAUAUAUGAAAGCGCCUUCUCUAAAAUGACAGAGAGAAUUGAGUUGGAAGCUUCUGUGAUUUCGAAAGAACAAGAAAGGCGCAUUCUUCAUGAAACCUACAAGAAAACCACUGGAUGCAAGAGCAAAAAAGGUCCUGGACAUGGAUACUUGGCAAAGUAUCCGACCCGAAGCCAACUUAUGAAUGAACAAAUUGAAGAGCAAACUCGUGCAUCUGCAUUAGCAGCAGCAGCCCAACAGAAGAAUAGUGAGAUGCAAGCUGAGGUAGAUAGCUUAAAAGAACAGCUUACCGUUCAAGCCGCUGAGACAGUGAAAGACAAGGAACAAAUUGAGCAGCUGCAACAUCAACUGGAGAGUACAACUAGCAAGAUUAGAGAAGAACUAAGGCAAGAGCUUUUUUCACUAAUCAAACAACAAAAUCAAGCACCGCCUUUGAAUGUUGCACCAACCACAACAGUCCCUCGGCCUGUAGAAGCAGCCACUAAUCCUUCAGAAUUACCAACUAAUGCUACUGGUAUUGAAAAUAUGGUUAGUGGAAAUGAAGGUGCAGAUUUAGCACAGGCUGGUAAAGAAUCUACCCUGUCCACACUUGAUGAACCUGCUGUUGUUCCCAUCCCAUCCAAGGAGCAGAACAUGUGCAAAAGAAUAUAGCAGACAAUGUAUUGUUGAGCAAACAGAACAAUAUCCAACCUACUAGUCGCCUCACUCGCAGCCAUGUCAACAAAUCACUUUUCGCAGGUGAAAAAGAUAAAGAUAGUAAUGAGACAGUGACAUUUAUUUCAGCACAAACACUUAGGAAUACUGCUGCAAAUAAAAAGCAAAACUUCAGAAAGAAAUGAAGAAAGGAAGAUCAACCUUGAGUCUUGCCAAGCUGAAAUGAAUCAAAUAUUGUGCAACAAGAAAGAUGUCAUAUUUAUCUGUGCUAAGAGACAUGUUUUUUGUUGUUUAUGAUUGCUUAUUUGUAGCAUAAGUUAGUGGUUUGUAAUGCAGUUUAGCCUUGCAAUUACCUAUUUGGAAAUAGGAAGGCAUUAGACUUCCUUACAUUGUACAAACUAUUGAAUGCUUAUGAUCCAAGUUAUUAAUAUGAUUGACUUUUUGUGC
This is a messenger RNA of Sorghum bicolor (sorghum), 1470 nucleotides long. RefSeq lists its product as uncharacterized. The record is from RefSeq and is a predicted model, not a curated record. The transcript is spliced from 8 exons. NCBI's taxonomy places the organism in Eukaryota, Viridiplantae, Streptophyta, Magnoliopsida, Poales, Poaceae. The coding region runs from base 1 to 1020 and encodes 339 amino acids.